CAGAAGGAAUGGCCAGCUGGUCACUACCUCCAAAAGAACAGGGGUUAAAAAAAAAACAAAUAUAUUAUUAUUCUGUUGCAAAUAAAUAAAUAAUUGAAUUAAUUUGAUCGAUCGAUCAAUGAAAAUCUGAUGAUCUGCAGGUGGUUAGGGUUGGGUUUAUUGUAUGAAUGAAACAAUUAAGAAAUGGAGAUGGAGUAUGUGAGUGAAUUCCCUCACAAUUACAUGGAUCGUCGUCCCAGAAAGAGGCCCAAAUUAGCAGCAGCUUGGGAUAUCCCUCCUCAACUUCAACCUCACACUCACACCAAGAAUGCAAAUGCAAGGGAACAUUUUGCGAUUACUAUUUGUUUAGUGGAGAAUGAACAAAUGCCUGUGUGUAGGCUCAGUCAGGAUUGUAUUAUGGGCAAGUGGUUGGAAAUGGGACAAGCAUUGGAUCAUCAAGGAUGCUCCCCGACCAUGCCAGUCUUUUUGUAAAGGGAUUAGCACAAAAAGGCUCUCCCCCAUGGCGAGGCGAUGACAAAGACGGACAUUAUGUAUUUGCUCUUGGAGAGAAUUUAACAUCCCGCUGUAAUUACACUUAAUCACCAUUGCAGAGGCUUUUGCAUUUUUAUUAUGUCUUGCUAUGUUGCACGCUGAGUUUCAUGCACCUCAUUGCCUGUUGUUACUUAAUAAUAGUUUGUUCCUUUGCAUUAGUUACUUUUUCAAUUUUUAGUUUUAUUUUUCUAAUAGGGUGCUGAGUUUUAAAUCACAAAGGAUUUUAAAGAGCAUUGCUGUGGCCUUUGUUGUUUUCUUUUUCUUCGAUUUUUUAUUUAUACUUUUGAGUUAAAAGUUUUUUGUGUCCUCAGUUAUCUACUCUGUUCUGCAAAACUAGAUCUCAUUGUCCCCUCCAAAUCAGAUAUUGCCAACUAGUGAUCUACCAGAUAAUUAGAAUUAAUUGACACCCACUCAAGAUUUAUUCAUUAUUACCUUUCAUUAUUUCCACCUCAUGCUCUGGGUGUCGAAAAGUCUGUCUAAUUAGAUAAAAGCCUUGAAGUAUAUUGGUUUUGUUUCAUGGGUCUUGAUCUAGUUUGAUUUUUAUUUUGUGAAUUUUCCUUCUGUGUUUUUUUUCAUCUACUUGCAGAUAAGAUUCACAGAAAGAUUGGUGAAGGUUAGUAUUCUUGUUUCUUUUGAAAGAAAUUCUACUAGCUUUUAGAACUGAUACCGUUCUCUUCUCAUGUCUUUCUAUCUACAAGUAGUAUCUUUUUUCCACUUAGAGUGCAUUCUGAAUCCUUUUGAUUUCACAGGCACUUUUGGUCAGGUUUUGGAAUGCUGGGAUAGGGAAACAAGAGAGAUGGUUGCUGUAAAAGUUGUGCGAAGUACUAAGAAAUAUCGUGAUGCAGCCAUGUUAGAAGUUGAUGUGCUCCAAUUGCUUGGAAAAUAUGAUAGAAAUGGCUGUCGUCAUGCAUGAUAUGCGCCUCAUCCACACUGACUUGAAGCCAGAAAACAUACUUUGUGUUUCUUCAGAAUAUAUAAAAAUACCAGAUUAUAAGUCACACACUGAGGGGACCUUUUACAAGAGGUUGCCAAAGUCAAGUGCUAUUAAGGUUAUUGAUUUUGGCAGCACAGCUUAUGGCCAUCAAGAUCACAAGUACAUUGUCUCUACCCGGCAUUAUCGUGCUCCGGAGGUUAUUCUUGGACUUGGAUGGAGUUAUCCAUGCGACAUAUGGAGUGUUGGUUGUAUAUUGGUUGAACUUUGCUCGGGAGAAGCAUUGUUUCAGACACACGAAAACUUGGAGCACUUGGCCAUGAUGGAAAGAGUUUUAGGCCCAUUACCUCAGCACAUGUUAAAAAGAGUAGACCUGCAGGCUGAGAAGUACGUUAGAAGGGGUAGGUUGGACUGGCCAGAUGGUGCAAUGUCUCGGGAAAGCAUUAAAGCUACUAUGAAGCUACCUCGCCUUCAGAACUUAGUAAUGCAGCAUGUUGAUCACUCUGCUGGAGAUAUCAUUGAUCUCUUGCAAGGCCUCCUUAGACAUGACCCUGCGAAUAGACUAACAGCUCAUGAAGCCCUCUGGCACCCUUUCUUCACAAGGCACAGAAGAUUUUGAGUGGAGAGUUCAAUAAUACUCUCUUAUGUUGAUAUUGGAAAUGAUUUAUUAAGCGAAAGGGUGGAGCUGGCUGAUGUGGGUUCCUGGAUUGCUUUCAAUUACCAUGUUACUGUAUUUCUUGACUUUGUGAGAGAGUGGGUGGCUUAGCCUGGAUUUCUGAGCUGCUUGUGCAAUUUUCCUUUAAAAUUGAGCAUUUGUACAUAGCCAACCUGUAAUCAGGAGAGGCAUUCUCGAAGUCCCAAGUUUUGUCCUCGGAGUAGUUUUGUAGCAGUUUUUUCUUCUUUUUUCCAAAGACUGAUUUGCCUUGACAAGUACCUCAGUGUUGUAAUUUAUUUUUUGUCCACCUUGGUGUUGUACAAGGGAGGAAUAUUAUCACAGAAAUUGUUGAAACAAGGCUUUUUUCAUUGCA
This is a messenger RNA of Populus nigra (black poplar), 2490 nucleotides long. Its product is annotated as serine/threonine-protein kinase AFC2-like. Gene Ontology annotation, molecular function: ATP binding; protein kinase activity. Lineage: Eukaryota; Viridiplantae; Streptophyta; Magnoliopsida; Malpighiales; Salicaceae. Gene Ontology annotation, cellular component: nucleus. Gene Ontology annotation, biological process: protein phosphorylation. The transcript is spliced from 8 exons. The record is from RefSeq and is a predicted model, not a curated record. Bases 1392 to 2081 code for a protein of 229 amino acids.